GUUCCUUGAAGCCUCACCAUGCCGCCCAAGGACGAUAAGAAGAAGAAAGAUGCCGCGAAAUCGGCGAAGAAGGACAAAGAUCCCGUAAACAAGUCUAGGGGCAAAGCUAAGAAGAAGAAGUGGUCCAAGGGAAAAGUUCGAGACAAGCUCAACAAUCUGGUUCUGUUUGACAAAGCAACAUACGACAAACUCUGCAAGGAGGUCCCCAACUAUAAACUCAUCACCCCUGCAGUAGUCUCAGAGAAACUGAAGAUCUGGGGAUCUUUAGCCGGAGCAGCCCUCCAGGAACUGCUUAGUAAAGGUUUGAUUAAGCUGGUUUCCAAACACAGAGCACAAGUGAUAUAUACCAGGAACACCAAGGGUGGAGAUGCUCCAGCUGCUGAAGAUGCAUAA
Trichosurus vulpecula (common brushtail) is the source of this 393-nucleotide messenger RNA. RefSeq names its product 40S ribosomal protein S25-like. The coding region runs from base 19 to 393 and encodes 124 amino acids. The transcript has a single exon. Gene Ontology annotation, molecular function: structural constituent of ribosome. Lineage: Eukaryota; Metazoa; Chordata; Mammalia; Diprotodontia; Phalangeridae. The record is from RefSeq and is a predicted model, not a curated record. Gene Ontology annotation, cellular component: cytosolic small ribosomal subunit.